Epinephelus moara (kelp grouper) is the source of this 880-nucleotide messenger RNA. Its product is annotated as leukotriene A-4 hydrolase-like. NCBI's taxonomy places the organism in Eukaryota, Metazoa, Chordata, Actinopteri, Perciformes, Serranidae. The coding region runs from base 100 to 852 and encodes 250 amino acids. Gene Ontology annotation, cellular component: cytosol; nucleus. Gene Ontology annotation, biological process: peptide catabolic process; proteolysis; leukotriene biosynthetic process. Gene Ontology annotation, molecular function: aminopeptidase activity; leukotriene-A4 hydrolase activity; epoxide hydrolase activity. The record is from RefSeq and is a predicted model, not a curated record. The transcript has 7 exons.
GUACAGCAUGUUCCGGUAGAUAGACGGGUGUGUGUGAGCAGUUCGGCUCAGUCUCUCCGUUGUUACCGGACAGUGAUCAUCACCACCAUCAUCAUCAUCAUGUCUCCUGACCCGUGCUCCUUCUCCUCCGUCACCAGGUGCGUCACCAAACACCUGAACCUGUCCCUGCACCUGGACUUCGACAGGCACGUAAUCCGGGCCAAGGUGGCGCUCACCGUGGAGGCUCUGGAGGACCGAUUCUCUGCUCUGACUUUGGACACCAGAGACCUUCAGAUCGUCUCAGUGAGCGCCAACGGACAGGCGGCCUCAUUUACUCUGGGCCCUAAACACAGCUUCAAGGGGACGCCGCUGGACAUCACGCUGCCCUUUGACCUGUCCAGGGGGCAGCAUGUGAUCGUGGAGGUGACCUAUGAGACGUCGCCAUCUGCGACGGCUCUGCAGUGGCUCACACCUGCACAGACUGCUGGGAAAAAACAUCCGUACCUGUUCAGCCAGUGUCAGGCUCAUCACUGCAGGAGUAUGGUUCCCUGCCAGGACACACCAUCUGUCAAACACACCUACUACGCUCAGGUUUCUGUCCCCAAAGACCUGGUGGCUGUGAUGAGCGCAGUGAGAGACGGACAGGAAGUUGAUCCUCAGGACAACAACCGCAUCAUCUACAGGUUCAGACAGCCGGUGCCCAUGCCUUCUUACCUGAUCGCCAUUGUGGUCGGAGCUCUGGAGAGCAGGGAGAUCGGACCGAGGUCCAGAGUUUGGUCUGAGAAAGAGUUUGUGGACAAAGCAGCGUUUGAAUUCUCAGAGGUGAGUCACAACAAACUGUCAGAAAAGCAUCUCAUCAAGACGUUAUGGUAAAGACUGUCGUAAAAAGUCGUAGUAUAUU